UCCGGCUAUUUCUUAUUUCUUUGUCAGAUUCCGGCCAAACCCUUUCUUUCUCUUUAUAUAUACCUAACCCCCUGCCCUUCAUUUUUAGGACCCUCUCUCUCUCUCUCUGAGUCUCAUACACACACUCCAACGCAUCAUCUACCAGCUCCCAUUAUACCCUUUUACCUAAAUUGCAUAAUUCAAAGUACUUUAUGAUCAAAUCGCAGUACGUACUUUGCUUACAAAAACUCCUCAACGUGUUGGGCAUGAGCCCUAAUCCCUAACCAAUCUCACCACAUUUUCGAAAACUAAUCACUACCCACUAUUCUUCACACCCGGCAAAAUUCAUUUCCCCUUCCAAUUUCUGUGUUCGUCUCUCUAUAAUUUCCAAUUUUUCGACGGUGGGUGGCCAAAAUCUGCUUGUUUGUUUUUGUCUGUGUGAUGAACAGAGCGUUGCCGGAGAUGCUGAACUGUAUGAACGCCCCGGGCACCUUCCUCGCCGGGAACAGUACGGACAUGACUGUGCUCGAGCGGCAGAGGGCUCGGAUGAAGUGGCACCAGCACGAGCACAAUGAUCCAAUUCAGCUGCAUCAGCAGCAGCAAGGGUACAAUUUUAGCGGGAACGAGCUUAGCGGAGUAUUCUCUGUUCCGAUUCCGGCGGGUCAGGCUCAGGGCUUCAUGGGUUUGGUGUGCGGUGACUCGGCGGUGAAACCCGACCCGUGUUCGGAAAACAGAUGGGCUGAAUUGGGUUAUGGGUCUUGUGAGUUGGUCGUGAACAAUAAUGGCGCAGCAGGGUUUGAGGAGAUGAUUAAUGGUCACAAUAAUAAUAGUAAUAUUUCCAGGACUUUUAGCUGCCCACCUACUGUGGCCGCUGAGAAGAAGUCCAACGACGCCGUUUUGUCUCAGAAGAUUAGCUCGCCUGCGGGGAAGGAAAGCUUUAAGAAGAGGAAGGCUGAUAAGGUGCAGAGCAAUAAGGCUGUAGCUGCAGAAGAUGAUAGCACGGAGAAAAGAAUGAAAGGGUGUGCAGAGGAGGGAGACUCCAAGAUCACAGAGCAAACCAGCACCAAGAACACAAACAACGACAGAGAAUCUUCUGGUGAUACUUCAAAAGACAAUUCAAAAGCUUCUGAGGUUCAAAAGCCUGAUUACAUUCAUGUCCGGGCACGGCGAGGUCAGGCCACUGAUAGCCACAGCUUGGCUGAGAGGGUGAGGAGGGAAAAAAUCAGUGAAAGAAUGAAGUAUCUGCAAGAUUUAGUACCAGGGUGCAACAAGAUCACUGGCAAGGCUGGGAUGCUCGACGAAAUCAUCAAUUAUGUUCAAUCUCUUCAACGACAAGUAGAGUUCCUGUCUAUGAAACUAGCUGCUGUUAAUCCGCGGCUUGACUUCAACAUUGACGAUUUGUUUGCGAAAGAGAUGUUUCCUGCGUGCGCGGCCAAUUUUCAGACUAUUGGGAUGUCAUCAGAAAUGACCAAUUCUGCAUAUGUGCAGUUUAAUCCAGUACAGCAAAUGGUUUCAUCUUGUGGCUUGGAUAUGGGGAUAAAUUCCUCUGAUUUGGCGCUUCGAAGAACCAUCAGUGCUCCUGUAUCGAUCCCUGAAACAUUUCUCGACACAUCCUGCUUCACUCAAGCCCCUCCUACUGCAAUUUGGGAUGCUGAUUUACAAAACCUUUUCAAUGUGGAAUUCCAACAAGGAAGAACAACACCCUUUCAAUCGCAACCAUUUACAGGGUCUAUUGAAGCUAGCAAUUUAAAGAUGGAGAUGUGAAUCAAACAUCAUUCAUUUGAUUACUGAAAGAGUUUACUUGAUGCCUCUGAUCCAGAUUAUUUUUUCUUAUCUAAGUACAUAACAUAUAUAUAUAUAUAUGUUUGUAUGUAUACCUGCAACAUAGUAUGAAUAAAAUACAAAGACCUUCCAUUGUCUACAA
Molecule: messenger RNA, 1903 nt
Organism: Prunus mume (Japanese apricot)
Lineage: Eukaryota; Viridiplantae; Streptophyta; Magnoliopsida; Rosales; Rosaceae
Source: RefSeq, a predicted model, not a curated record